Messenger RNA from Linum tenue, 621 nucleotides. Lineage: Eukaryota; Viridiplantae; Streptophyta; Magnoliopsida; Malpighiales; Linaceae. The record is from the annotation of a GenBank genome assembly.
CUGCCUCAUGGAGCUGGACUUCGAGGCAAGAUGGAAGCACCGCUACUCCCUCCCUCCGUCGACCACGGUGGCGCAGCUGAAGCAGAGGAUCUUGCAGGACUUCGGGAUCGCGCCGGAGCGGAUCACCCUCAAGCUGAUGCCCUACCAGACGACGAUGCGGCACGGCCACCGGACGCUGGCUUCUUACCGGAUCCCGGCCGGGGGAGAGAUGACGUGGCUGACGGUGGACAUCGCGAAGAUCAACGUCAUGGCGCGGUUCACCGACUACGACAAUCUGGGGUAUCCCAUCCCUUGCUACGAGUUCGACUCCGUGGCCGAUUUGAGGAGGCUCGUCGUCGAGCAGCUGCGUGGGACCGGGGUGGACGACAUUGGAGCCGAGGAUAUGGAGCUGUUUUGCGGCGGCGUCAAGUGCGGCGAUCCUGGAGCGCGGCUUUCUCAGUACGGCGUCGGGGAUCUGGUCACUUGGGUGGGCGUCAAGACCACCAAGCCCAUUGCAGCUCUGCGACGUCGUAUCACUAGUGCUCUUUGAUUUACUACGAUCAGUGUGUUUGUUUGGAUGCAGUACUAUUUAGAACAUCAUCGUAUUCGUGUUUGUUUGACAUGAUAUUCGUGUUUAAUACG